GAAUUCCAAGUCCACAGACUCACACUGACUCUCAGUGGCUGGCCAGUAAAAGUCAUGGGGAGACUUGGAAUUUGGACGGAAAGCGAGACCCCAUAUACUGUAUUUCCCUCUUGAGCUUUGCCGCCGGCCUAUUUAUGCAAACACCCUCUCUGCUCGCUCCCAACACAUUCAUCCAACAACCAUCACCUCUCCUUUGCUCACCACACUGGAAUCAAUCGGAUCGAUGGAUCGGCGAGGAGCAGCGGCGGCGCCGUCGCUGGAGCUGCCGGGGUUCCGGUUCCACCCCACGGAGGAGGAGCUGCUGGAGUUCUACCUCAAGCACCACGUCACCAGCAGCAGCAAGAAUCAGCAGCUGAGGGCGGCGCCGUUCAACAUCAUCCCCACGGUGCACCUGUACCGGCACGACCCCUGGGACCUCCCCGGGCUCGCCGCCAUCGCCAGCGAGCGCGAGUGGUACUUCUUCGUGCCCCGCGACGGCCGGAAGCUCCACGCCGGCGGCGGGCGCCCGAGCCGCACCACGGAAGGCGGGUUCUGGAAGGCCACGGGGUCCGACCGCGCCGUGCGGUGCGCCGCCGACCCCAAACGCCUCGUCGGGCUCAAGAAGACGCUGGUCUACUACCAGGGCCGCGCGCCCCGGGGCACCAAGACCGACUGGGUCAUGAACGAGUACCGCCUCCCCGACCUCGGCGCCGGCGAGCAGCAGGACGUGGUGCUCUGCAAGGUGUACCGCAAGGCCGUGUCGCUCAAGGAGCUCGAGCAGCGGGUGGCCAUGGAGGAGCUCGCGCGCGCGCGCUCCACCACGGCCUCCCACUCCCACUCCCACUCCCACUCCAGCGCCGGCUCGCCCGACGUCUCCUCGUCCGCGUCCGAGCUCGCCCACGAGGCCGCCGUGCCCGUGCAGCACCAGCACCAUGGGGUGAAGAAGGAGGAGGCGGUGGCGGUGGCGAGGCCGCCGGCGAUGCGGCUGCCGCAGCUGGAGACGGCGAGGGGCGGCGGCGGGCUGGAGUGGAUGCAGGACCCCUUCCUGACCCAGCUGAGGAGCCCAUGGAUGGAGGGCCUCUGCUUGUCUCCCUACUACGCCAGCGUCCUCAACUUCUAGCAGUCUGGAAUCAUUCCUAAUCACUAGUCCAUUAAUCCAUGCAUGCAUGGAGCCAUCUCAAAAUUUCAGAGAUAAACACAUGCAUCAUCCAGACCAGAAGAGUACGGAGUACAAGGGUAUUAAUUCGUACGUGUGCGAUCAAAUACUAUACGUAGCAGCGGUCGUCGAAUCUGGGCUGGCAGCAUACAAUUUUUGGGAUGCAUGAAACUCAAUCAAUAUACAUAACCAAAGAAAAGGGUCACCAUG
Molecule: messenger RNA, 1345 nt
Organism: Hordeum vulgare subsp. vulgare (domesticated barley)
Lineage: Eukaryota; Viridiplantae; Streptophyta; Magnoliopsida; Poales; Poaceae
Product: NAC domain-containing protein 22-like
Exons: 1
Coding region: 224-1099 (291 amino acids)
Biological process (GO): regulation of DNA-templated transcription
Molecular function (GO): DNA binding
Source: RefSeq, a predicted model, not a curated record